AUGCAAAGAUUACUAAAUUUAGAAGUGGAAGGUGAACUCCACGGCAAUGGUCCGAUCCCAUUGCCUUCCAAUGAGGAGACUCCGGAUGAGUUUGAUCAGCAUCCCAGCAUCAUUCCGAAACACGAAAGUCUGCUUGUUCAUGUCCCUUCGUCACCAUCAGCAUCGGGUCACAAAUCCGAAUCUUCCCCUGAACCGGUAUCUCAAGCGUUCCGAUACAUUGGCUCUCAUCCACUCAUCAUCCUUUUCUCGGUCACUCUGCUGGCACUCUGUGUUCUGUUGAUCGUUCAAGUCACGCUCGAGUGCAAACGCCGCCGUCGUCGGGCCUCUCAUUUCCAGUAUAAUCAAUUCGACGAACUACCUACUUAUGUGGAGGCUACUACUAUCAAGGUGCCAGCUGAUAGCGAUUCAAAUGGAGGAGUCGCUGCUGAUUCGAAUAAGGUCUAA
Echinostoma caproni is the source of this 444-nucleotide messenger RNA. NCBI's taxonomy places the organism in Eukaryota, Metazoa, Platyhelminthes, Trematoda, Plagiorchiida, Echinostomatidae. The record is from the annotation of a GenBank genome assembly.